This is a messenger RNA of Castor canadensis (American beaver), 1039 nucleotides long. It is a transcript of the gene Bnipl, whose product is annotated as BCL2 interacting protein like. NCBI's taxonomy places the organism in Eukaryota, Metazoa, Chordata, Mammalia, Rodentia, Castoridae. The record is from RefSeq and is a predicted model, not a curated record. Gene Ontology annotation, biological process: apoptotic process. Gene Ontology annotation, cellular component: cytoplasm.
GUCUCACAGUCUUUCCUUCUGGGCGACUUUUUUAGGGAAAAAGCAGAAACAGCAGAAUUAAGAGCAACUCUGAGACUCGGGGAACUGGAGCUGAAGGAAGAAUGGCAAGAUGAAGAAUUCCCUAGAUUGCUUCCAGAGGAGGUUGGCCCUUCUGAGGAUACUGAAGACCCUCAAAGAGACUCACAAGCAGGUACCCCAAGUACUUUAGCCCUGUGUGGUCAGCGUCCCAUGCGUAAGCGUCUUUCUGCCCCAGAGUUGCAGCUGAAUCUGACUGAGGGGCUUGGAGCUUCUCCUACCCACUCUGCAUCUUCUUCUUCUAAUGGCAGUUCAGAUCUGGAGGUAGACGAAUUGGAGACACCUUCAGACUCGGAGCAGCUGGACAGUGGACAUGAAUUUGAAUGGGAAGAUGACUUGCCCCGGGCAGAGGGUCUGGGGGCCAGUGAGGCAGCUGAAAGGCUGGGCCGGGGUUGUGUGUGGGAUGUGGCUGGAGAAGAUGGUCGUCACUGGAGAGUGUUCCGAACAGGACAGAGGGAGCAACGUGUGGACAUGACUGUCAUUGAGCCAUAUAAGAAAGUCCUGUCUCAUGGAGGUUACCAUGGUGAUGGACUCAAUGCUGUCAUCCUCUUUGCUUCCUGUUAUCUACCCCGAAGCAGCAUUCCCAACUACACUUAUAUCAUGGAACACUUGUUUAGGUAUAUCGUGGGAACUCUGGAGCUUCUGGUAGCUGAAAAUUAUCUGCUUGUUCACUUGAGUGGAGGCACAAGCAGGGCCCAAGUUCCACCUCUGAGCUGGAUACGUCAGUGUUACCAUACCUUGGAUCGGCGACUCCGGAAAAACCUACGAGCCCUGGUGGUUGUCCAUGCUACAUGGUAUGUGAAGGCAUUUCUGGCACUGCUUCGACCCUUCAUCAGUUCCAAGUUCACACGAAAGAUCCGUUUUUUGAACAGCCUGGGGGAGCUGGCCCAACUCAUCUCCCUAGAUCAAGUCCACAUCCCUGAAGCUGUCAGACAGUGAGUCCUGCACUUACCGAUGAAAGUUU